UGCCACAUUGUUGUUGUUGGCGUUGUUGUAAUUUAAUCAGCAAUAUUUAUAACAACCAGCGAGCAUAUCGUCUUGUUUACUUACGUAGAAUGUGUUCAAUUACGAUCAGUUAGUUACUGAAUUAAAGAGUCAGAGAGCGGUCACAUUUUUCGUCUUGUUCCAUAUUUCUGGCAUUAAAAAUUUUGUAAAAAUAAAGAAAUAAAACUUAAAAUAUGGUCAUUAACUUUGCAGCUGGACCGGCUAAAUUGCCAGAGGAGGUUCUGAAAGAGGUUCAAACCUCGCUAUUGAACUGUCAUGGUACAGGCAUAUCUGUUAUGGAAAUGUCUCAUCGUUCCUCUACGUACGAAAAAAUCCAAAAAGAUGCUAUUAAAUGCCUUCGCGAAAUUCUCAAUGUGCCCUCCAAUUACAAAGUUAUCUUAAUGCAAGGUGGCGGUACAGGGCAAUUUGCUGGUGUAGCUUUCAAUCUGCUAGGUCGCACUGGAGUUGCCGAUUAUGUUGUUACUGGUUCAUGGUCAGCGAAAGCUGCCAAAGAAGCCGCCCAAUACGGCAAGGUAAACAUGGUUUUGCCUAAAGUCGCUAAAUACACGUCAGUGCCGCGUUUUGAAACGUGGAAACUGGAUCCUCAUGCCGCUUACGUUUAUUACUGCGAUAAUGAAACCGUCGACGGUGUUGAAUUUGAUUUUGUUCCAGAAAUAUCGAACGGUAUACCGCUAGUCUGUGAUAUGUCUUCAAAUUUCCUGUCGCGUAAAGUCGACGUCAGUAAGUACGGCGUGAUUUUUGCGGGAGCCCAGAAAAAUAUUGGCCCAGCUGGCAUUACAGUGAUUAUUGCACGCGAAGAUCUUCUUGGUCAUCAGAUGAAAGAGACGCCGUCAGUUUUGAAUUACGCUUUAAUGGAGAAAAAUGAUUCCCUACUAAAUACGCCGCCUACUUUUGUAAUUUACGUGAUGGGUCUUGUAUUCCAAUGGAUUAAAAGAAAUGGAGGCUUGGAGGGCAUGGCAAAAAAUUCUCAUCAAAAAUCGCAUUUAAUCUACAGUAUAAUCGAUCAAUCGAAUGGUUUCUAUUAUUGUCCGGUUGAGAAAAAUGUUCGUUCGCGCAUGAACAUACCAUUCCGAAUUGGUAGCACUCAAGGUGUGGAGACUUUAGAGAAGGAAUUCCUGCAAAAGGCCGAAGCCGAAGGCAUGAUCCAAUUAAAAGGCCAUCGUUCAGUUGGAGGUAUCAGAGCAUCUAUUUACAACGCCGUUACAUUAGAAGAAACGCAAAAAUUAGCUAAACUUAUGAUAGCAUUCUAUGAAAGCCACAAGAAAUAAAUUUUUAUUUAAUUAUGAA
Messenger RNA from Glossina fuscipes, 1326 nucleotides. RefSeq names its product probable phosphoserine aminotransferase. Gene Ontology annotation, biological process: L-serine biosynthetic process. The transcript has 3 exons. Gene Ontology annotation, molecular function: O-phospho-L-serine:2-oxoglutarate transaminase activity; pyridoxal phosphate binding. The record is from RefSeq and is a predicted model, not a curated record. Bases 213 to 1307 code for a protein of 364 amino acids. NCBI's taxonomy places the organism in Eukaryota, Metazoa, Arthropoda, Insecta, Diptera, Glossinidae. Gene Ontology annotation, cellular component: cytoplasm.